ACGUCACUUCCGCCUGGUGGCCUGAAAGUGCAGGCGGCCAUAUUACAUUAGCAAACAUAUUCACGCGCUAGCAGCGGUUUGUUUAUGCUGCGAAGUACGGCUGUAUUUUAACCAGACUCUCUCAGUUUAGCUCAAGCGGUAAGUUAGCGGGACGAUGAGCGGCGGCACGCCGUAUAUCGGCAGUAAGAUCAGUCUGAUCAGUAAAGCGGAGAUCCGUUAUGAAGGCAUUCUCUACACCAUCGACACAGAGAACUCCACCGUCGCGCUCGCCAAAGUGCGCUCCUUUGGCACCGAGGACCGCCCCACGGACCGUCCCAUCGCACCCAGGGAUGAGAUAUUUGAGUAUAUUAUAUUCAGAGGAAGUGACAUCAAAGACCUGACGGUGUGCGAACCUCCCAAACCAACAUGCUCUCUGCCUCAGGACCCCGCCAUUGUUCAGUCCUCUAUGGGAUCUUCCCCUGCCCUGCCAUCAUCCUUCCAGUCUGGGAAGUCAUACGGACUCUUCAACCGUCCACAGGUCACGCCAUACACCCAGUUCAACCCCAACCCGCUGGUCUCACCGCAGUUCGGCACUGUUGGAGUCGGUCACACCAGUCCGGCUGUGGACCCCCUGCGAAAGAGCCCCCCAGUGGAGCCUGCGUCCCCAUCAGCGCCUGCAGUCACCGCCGCUGCUCCCACAGCUGUGGGCCGCAAGAGCCCCGUCUCAACCCGCACAGCCUUCACCAACACACAGAAGCCUGUGGACCUCACCGAACACACCAGGGGCGCCGAUGUCCCGAAACCAAGCGUUCCCGAGUCCAGUCAGUCCAGAGGAGGAAACAGGGACGCUGCUAAACGGCUCGCAGCUGGUGGAGCUCCUCCUGUCCGACAGGGUCGUGGCGGAGGUCAUCGGGGUAGAGGACGCUUCCCUGUGCGCAGAGAAGGACCCAUGAAGUUUGAGAAAGACUUUGACUUUGAGAGCGCCAAUGCUCAGUUCAACAAAGACGAGAUUGACAAAGAGUUCCAGAGCAAACUCAAGCUCAAAGAUGAGAAGUCUGAUAAGGCUUUGAAUGGCGAGGAUAAAGGUGAUUCGGGAGUCGACACUCAGAACAGCGAAGGAAACGCUGACGAGGAAGAUCCUCUCGGACCAAACUGCUACUACGACAAAUCCAAGUCCUUCUUUGACAACAUCUCCUGUGACGACACAAGGAAGGCCGCCGAGAGGUCUGGAGGAUCCGGUUUUCCCCGAGAGAGGAGGCAGACCUGGGCGGAGGAGCGGAGGAUGAACGCAGAGACGUUUGGUCUGCCGCUGCGGCGGGGUCGCGGAGGGUUCAGAGGUCGCGGGGGCAUGGGCUUCAGAGGGGGCCGGGGCCGUGGAGCCGGACGGGGCUGGUUCGGAUCUCACCCUGGUGGAAGUGGCUUCAGAGGGUUAUUCAGAGGAAGUCAAGGAGGAAGAGAGUUCGCUGACUUUGAAUACAGGAAGGAUAAUAAAGUUGCUGUAUAGUGAUGAGAGAAAGCGGAUCCAGGAGACCUGAUUUGUGUGGGAACUGCGUUUCGGGUCACAUGUUUCGCUGAGAACAAGGAGAUAAUGUACGUGUUGUAAAAAAACUGCCACCAGCACUGCUUGAAACCUGGCUAUUAAUGAAACACCUACUCCAUUUCUUCCCGAGGAGUGGAACAAAUACUAUUUUUUUUAAUCGUUAAUUUGAGAAUAAUAUUUCCAGACGGUUUCAAAUAUAUUGAUUUCUGAAGGACUCUGCUGUUUUGUUGACCUUCAGUGCUUAUCCUAAAUUUGAUACCCUGCUGCUUACAGCUAACAGAUUAUCUAGAACAACAUAUUGUGUUCUUGAUCACUGAAUGAGCUUUAUUUUGGACUUGUUUUGCUUUAAAGUAUCUUACAGUGCAUUAAGAAAUAGACUGCCUGGAACACAAUUAUGCAUUGUAAUAUUUUUCUAAUGUAAUUUCAUUCUUCAGCCCCCAACAUCACUAUUCCUGAUCCUGUAGCAAGUAUGUUAUAUAUAAUCAAUCCCUUGUAGUUUCUAGGGAGAUUCCUCAUCAGGGCGAGCACUUCAAGAUGUGCCAGUAUUGAUAGAAUUAAAGGUAGUUUUAAAUAUAAUGGAGAAAAACACAGAAAUGCUGUUUUUGAGGGAACCAUUGAAAUGGCACAAUUUAAUAUGAGACUAUAAGGUCGACCAAGGCAAAGCAACUUUUUUUCUUUCUGUGUGUUUGAUUUAUAUUCGAUGAGGUCCACUUUGCAGUGUGUAGCAGAUGUUUACUGAUGAGUGAACGUCCAUCCUUACUAAGAACUAAUGCUACUCUGUGAAUCUACAGAACUCUAUGCUUCAGUUAGUUUGACGAUGAGCUUUUACCACUAAUUAUAAUCCAAUCAUUCAACAUUCAGCUUAUAUGACUGUCCUUCGCCUCAUAAAACAUCGAGUGUAACUGACGAGUCACACGGAGUGCUUCUGAUUAUUUAAGAGAUAUUAUUCGAUAGCAGUGCUUUCCACUGGAUGCUUUGUCUUAAAUCUGUUAAAAAGGCAGAAUGUUGUGAUGCUGUUUGGCUUUUCCUGCCUCUCCUCGUUUAGUUGCUGUGUUUUACGGUCACUGACUGCACUAGCAUGAUGUCAUAGUGUCAUGUGACCUGGCGUGCACAUUGUGAUGUCAUAUCCACACCUACGCAUCGCUCAUGUCACUUCAUUCGCAUUUUGUAACCGAAUCUGUUUUUGACCUCUGACAGCUAUGCGUUAUUCUCGCAAGGUUAUUUUGCUGUCUUUUUUUUUUUUUUUUUUAAUGGGUUUAUCACUGAAGUUGAAGGUUUGAUAUUUUUACUGGCCAGUUUUUGACUCAGAACUGAUUGUGUAGCGUAUGGCUUUUAAAUAUAUAUAGGUUUCUCUAUGUUUGCUAAAACUGUUGGGAUAUUUGGGUUAAGGUAAUGUUAAAAUAAACUCUUUUCAGAUUAUAGCAUUCAAGUCUGUAAAAUGCGAAACAUUCAGAGUUUUGGAUCUUGAGUUAAAUAUCCUCUUGCACUUUUCAAGCUCUUAAAUUCGGUGAAUAGAUGCUUUAUUUCAAUGAUACAUGACUGGAGUGAAUCUAUCUAAAGCAUAUGGAAAUGAUUUACUUAGGCCUUCAUAACGGGGCUUUUAAUUAUUAACUGCUCAACAUUAACAAAUAAAGUUAUUACCUUUAGGAACAACAAACAUCCAUGCUGUCCUAAAUUAUCUUUUUUUUUUCCAUAUAUUAUUAGGAAUGUUACUGUAAAAUAUAUUCCAAUAGAAUCUAUUCACUUAAUUGCGGAGUAUAAACGAGAAACUGCUGCAUGCAGGUCUGGUCACGAACCACCGAUCUUAGGCGAUGCUUGUGAGGCAAAUGCUGUUCUGGAAAUGUAUUGUGAUGAACACCAAAUCCUUUCAUCAGGGUCGACACGCUUUCCUUGUGAACCCCGGCAUGUAUCUGUUCACAACUACAUGUAAAGAGGUUUUUACUAGAUGCAAGAAUAAACUGUUUACUAUCUA
Molecule: messenger RNA, 3491 nt
Organism: Carassius auratus (goldfish)
Lineage: Eukaryota; Metazoa; Chordata; Actinopteri; Cypriniformes; Cyprinidae
Product: protein LSM14 homolog A-like
Exons: 10
Coding region: 155-1483 (442 amino acids)
Biological process (GO): P-body assembly; cytoplasmic stress granule assembly
Cellular component (GO): P-body
Molecular function (GO): mRNA binding
Source: RefSeq, a predicted model, not a curated record